AUGCUUAAAGAAUUGAUUCGUCGAAUCGAAGGGAUCUUGAAGAAUCGAUUCAACGGAAAACUCAAACGGAACAAAAUGGAGAGCAAAGACGCAGCGAGAAAUGAAGAGACCGAAAUGAAGAAAAACGGUGAAGAUCAACCAUCAACCCAUGCAUCCACUGACCCAUCUCAUCUACAUCAUGUUGAAGAAGGACGCGUGGAGAAAAAGGAUCGAGGCUUUCCACGGGUGAAGACGUAUCGAUAUGCAAUGAUUGUCGGCUAUCAGGGAAAGAAUUACUUUGGAAUGCAGGUGCAAAAGGGUCCGAAUGCGGCGCCGACAAUUGAGGGUCAUCUAUUGGAUGCGUUAUUGAAGAAUGGGUGGAUCUCUCAACAGCUUUACGAUCGGCCAUUUGAUUUCUUCUUUCAAAGAGCCGCCCGAACGGAUAAAGCUGUUUCUGCUGUUAGACAGAUUUGCUCCUUGCAGUUGCCCAGAAUGGACGAUCUGCCAUUGACAGGAGCCGCUCAAAUGAACGCAUACCUACCGGAAGACAUUCGCGUUUUUGGUUUUCGCCGUGCUACUCAGAACUUUCACUCGCAAAAGUACUGUGAUGCUCGCACAUACUCAUAUACUUUGCCAACAUUCGCUUUUGCUAAACCAGAUGAAAAAACCGACUCAAAAUUUCGAAUCAAACCAGAGGUGGUAAAGGAAGUUGAGGAGAUUUUACAGCUUUACAAAGGAACGCACAAUUUUUUUAACUACACGAGUAAAAAAGCUUUUGAAGAUCGAUCUUGUUGUCGAUACAUCAUUCUUUUCACCUGUGGAGAACCGUUCUUGUAUAGGGAUGACUUCCGAAAUGAGGAUGUCGAGUUUAUCACGUUGACGGUGAAAGGACAAAGUUUCAUUCUGCACCAGAUACGAAAAAUGAUUGGAAUGACGAUAUCUGUGGUCCGUGAAUUGCAGAGUCGAAGCGCAAUUCAAAGGUCAUUCGAAGGGGAACGAAUGGAUGUUCCGAAAGCUCCGGGACUUGGCCUUCUACUGGAGCGACUCCAUUUUCAUAACUAUGACAAAAACUAUGCUGCCAGCCACGAACCAUUGAGUGAUUGGGGAGAAAGAAUUGAGAAGGAUAUCAAUGACAUGAAGGAGAAACAAAUCACAAAGGAGAUCCUUGAUACUGAAUUGCGAGAGCAAAGUAUGAUGAGAUGGUUGUCUGAUCUCGUGCAACAUCACACAUUCCUUGCUGAUCCAUCGUCUGCAGAAAUAGCCAAAGGGACUUUUGUGCAACUGGCGGCAAGAGUGGCCAAGCAGGAAUCGAGUGUGCCCCUAGCUGAGAGCGUCGAGCCUGAGCCGAAGCCUGAGGGGGAGCCUGAAGAAGCUGAGAACUCGGCCGCCAAA
Messenger RNA from Mesorhabditis belari, 1371 nucleotides. Lineage: Eukaryota; Metazoa; Nematoda; Chromadorea; Rhabditida; Rhabditidae. The record is from the annotation of a GenBank genome assembly.